CUCGACCAGGGCGCUUCUCUCGAAAUAAAAUCAUCUUGGGUUUAAAUUUUUAAGUUAACCAUGGGCUUUGUACACAAAUUGAUUUUAGCAAUCGCGUUCGCGAUGUGUUCGUCGGCGGAAACUCGUAUCACGAAGCUGCAUCCACUAAUUCCGCUACAAUCAAUAUCCCUGGCAUUAGACUAUAUGCUACAACAUCCUGAAUAUCUGAAUAUAGAUAGCAUUUUCGGAGUUACGAUAGCUGAAGCCCGUUUGCGCAAUAUCGAUCACCACCUUUCGAAUUUGGAUAGUUCUAAAAGUUGGACAAGAUCUCUAUUGCAGAAUCUGAUAUCAUCCUGUAGCAUGAUAAGAAAUAAUAUGAUGAAAAUGGCGCAGAAAUCUGCAGAUGAUGAUGACAAAAUUUUUAAGAAGUUGCUUGAUCCAAGUCUUUGGUCAGAUGAUAUAUAUCCGAAGAAGUUGUCUUUGACAGAAGAUAGAAACAAUUGGAGUAUUAAAAAGAUUCGGGCGCACAUGUUUGCAGGCAGUCCUAAUGAAACAACAUCGGAUAAUUGCAUAAUUGAGAUGAUUUUAAACGCCCAUGGAUCAUUUCAUGAACAUCUAUCAACAAAAUAUAACAAUUGCUCUAUAAGUGAACACUGCGCUCAAAUUAUGAUAGAUGGAUCAGUUUCCGGUUACCCUUUGACCCACAGAUUAUUGCAUUUGAUAAUCAGCAAAAGAUUGAGAUGCUCCUUCAAAUCUGCUUCACAAAUUGGUGUAAAUUCUUCUGAGAUAUGUUCCUUAGUAUAUUCAGAAUUGUUUGCCAUUUAUAAGAACAGAAUACCAAGUUUUGCAAGGGAUCUGUUUAUUGAGCAAAUUUUGCUGUGUGGAAUCGAGGGAUAUGAAGAGUUUUUCCACGUGAACUAUAUGAGGGCUGUAAUAAAUUGGCAGAGCAAUUUAGGAUGUUGGGGUCCUUAUACAAAUCGUAUAGCUUUACAGAGGAAACGUUAUAGGAGGAAAUCUGGUCCAAUGACUGACGGAUGUGUAAAUCAUAUCACAGGACUUGCAACUGCAGCUCUGGCUGUAUACAUAGAUUUAACUAUUUUAGAAAUGUAUUCAUAA
Messenger RNA from Ctenocephalides felis (cat flea), 1095 nucleotides. Its product is annotated as UPF0764 protein C16orf89 homolog. NCBI's taxonomy places the organism in Eukaryota, Metazoa, Arthropoda, Insecta, Siphonaptera, Pulicidae. The record is from RefSeq and is a predicted model, not a curated record. The transcript has 7 exons. Gene Ontology annotation, cellular component: membrane; cytosol. The coding region runs from base 61 to 1095 and encodes 344 amino acids.